Dioszegia hungarica is the source of this 1545-nucleotide messenger RNA. RefSeq lists its product as uncharacterized. The transcript is spliced from 4 exons. Lineage: Eukaryota; Fungi; Basidiomycota; Tremellomycetes; Tremellales; Bulleribasidiaceae. The record is from RefSeq and is a predicted model, not a curated record. Gene Ontology annotation, molecular function: N,N-dimethylaniline monooxygenase activity; NADP binding; flavin adenine dinucleotide binding. Bases 1 to 1545 code for a protein of 514 amino acids.
AUGUCCACCUCUUCCAGCCAAUAUCACCACUUUCCGCCCAUCCAGCGUGUAGCUGUGAUAGGUGCGGGAUCCUCCGGACUCGUAGCGGGGAGACAUCUUCUGGAUGCCGGACUCGACGUCGCUGUCUUCGACCGGCACGGUGCCGUGGGGGAAGCAUGGGCGCGUUCGGCAGGCCAAGACAUGGACUUCCUCAAUCCCCCUUCGCCUUCGGAAGCGGCGUUCUUCCCGGUGGCGAGAGGAAGGCAGGGGUCGAGAACGUUCUUUGAAGAUCAAGGAGAAGGAGAGUCAUCCGACAGGGUGAAUAUGGACAGGGAGGACAUACCCGCUUCUUCCAUCUCGCUCUCCAAUUUUCCCCUGCCACCCAAUACAAGAUCAUUCAUAUCCCGAUCCACAGUCCGAACCUACCUCCGCGCAUACGCCUCUCACUUCGGGCUGCAUCCCUUCAUCCACCUCGACACCCGAGUCGAGCUGGUCGAGAAGGUCCGCGGGCUAAAGGACCGCGAAGCCUGGCGCGUCCGACUGCGGCAUCUUGAGCGAGAAGGAGCAAAGUCAACAGAGACUUUAUGGGACGAGUUCUUUGACGCCGUCAUAGUCGCUACGGGUAAUCAAGCUGCGCCCUUUGUCCCGCCGAUACCAGGUCUCGCGCUCCUACCGACCAUCAAUCACCAAUCGGGCUACUCACCGCCUACAUCGUACUCUGAUAUCGCGGUCCUCGUCGUCGGCUCGGGCCAAUCUGCGCUCGAGGCAGCGCAUAGACUUUCCCCGCACGUCCGCAAGAUUUGGAUCUCGGGAAGGAAGAUCGAGGGGCCCGAAUCUCGUCAAGCAUGGAGACGGCUGCAGCGCUUCGUGCUACCAAGCAAUGCUGAGGUAGUGCAACUAGUCGAGGCGUUUGAAGGCGAGGGGACUGUCAGACUGAGGGAUGGACGGUUACUGUGUGGAAUAGCCGAAAUUGUCUUUGCCACAGGACAUCGACAGUCCUACCCCUUCCUACCGCAAUACCACUCGGACCCAUCUCCAUCACAUCCAUCAGCCACUACUAUACCGAUCGCGCGACUCGUCACAGAUGGCCAAGUAGUCCACCAUCUACAUCACAACACCUUUUACAUCCCGGACCCCACACUCGCCAUCAUUUCCGCCUCGCCCACGUCCACGACUGCCACCACCGAGGUCCAAUCGAUGGCCGCAGCAAGAGUCUGGGCGAGACAAGCUGCGCUCCCGCCUCGACCAAUCAUGUGGGAGAAGUACGGCGCUCUCGUUGAAAAGGCGAUGCCAAGAUGGCUGAAUUGGGUGGAAGAGGGCGAGUUUAUCAGUCGGACAACAGAUUGGCUGAAUGCCCAUGCCGUGAUUGCCGAGGUGGAGGGUGUUGAGGUCAUUCGCCCGAUCUCGGAACGGGACAAGGCUGAGGAGCUGUUUGUCGGGCAAUUUGCGCUGGGGAAGGGGCAAUUUCAGGAGGUGUGGAACGCAGGUGAGAGGCAGGAGGGGUCGGCUAGGGAAGAGCUUCAGAGCAAAGUCCGGACCGCUAUGAUGCGGAGGAAUGGAGCAUAG